AUGCCAGUCCGUAAAUUUUCAGAAGAUGGUCUUAUCAAGAAGACAAAGCAAAAACGGUCAAAGCAGGAGUUGCGAGAUGAGCAUAUAAAGCGCAUUCUGGUGGCUGCUUCGAAAGGACAGGUUGAAUUGCCGCCUGAGGAAAGUUAUAUUGUUGAACGGCGAAAACGACAUGAGAGCUUCGAAUUCGAUGAUAAGAUUAGCGCAGCAGCCUUGCACCGCCCGAAGACAAGAAGAUCGGUCGUGUACGAUGAGAACAUCUUGAACGAGUGCCUUUCCCAACACUUGUGGCGGAUCGAUGAGGACCCAACGAAGGAUUACGAAUUGCUACUCGAGGGACUUCAAGCCUGUGCUGAUGCGGCUUCUCUUACUCAGCGAAGGAGCUCCGAACGCAUCUCGACGUCAACGAGAGAACUCUUGAGUAAGCGAAGGAGCCUGCGACUUGAUCCGAAUGCAACCCACCUCGAGCGACUGAUUGCUGACACCAGUUGCAGAAUAGCGCUGCAGGAGGACAUACGACAGUUCAGGCAAAGAAAAAUCCUCGAAGCUGCACAAGGAAGAUCAAGUAUAAAGAAGUGCAAGCGGGACCUCACCGAUCAUCGCGUACCACUUUCUGCUCUCCUGAGAGAGGACGGAACCCUCACUACUUCUAGAAAGGAGAUGGAAUCUAUAGCGGAAACGUUCUACACAAGUCUAUUCCGCUCCUCCACACCCGUACCAGACCCUGUUAUCCCCACUGCCCCCCGACCACCUACGAUCCUUACCUCAGAAGUCCGAGUUGCCAUCGACAGCAUGAAGAAGGGAACUGCUCCCGGACCCGAUAAGAUCUCGGGAUUCUCUCUUAUUGAACAAGCACGUGCGCAACGGCCGGCAGAUUUAUUGCAACGAAAUCUGAAAUACAUGAAAUAUACGGAUAAAAAGAGGAAACUGGACAAAAAUAAAGCUAAGAAGAUAGUUUUGGAGCAUAUGAGGAAGAAAACCUCAAAGGAGUUGAUACGAAAAGAGCGAAGUAAAAUUACUGGUCUUCGUGAGCCGAAGAACGAAAAGAAGAAAGACGAAAGCGUAUUCAGUGAUGCUGAUUUUGCUGUUGUUGGAAAGAAGAAGAAGAAGUUGGAAAAGAUCCCUGUCGAGUAU
Ostertagia ostertagi is the source of this 1131-nucleotide messenger RNA. The record is from the annotation of a GenBank genome assembly. Lineage: Eukaryota; Metazoa; Nematoda; Chromadorea; Rhabditida; Trichostrongylidae.